GUUCCCCUCCUUAAAUUCUUCACUUCACUCCUCCCAAAAUUCCGCCCCCAUCAACCUAUACUAGUCUCUCUCUCUCUUCAUCAACAAUGGAUGAAGAAACGGGGGGAAAACCAAUCAUGGCGAAACCGUCUGGUUCCUUAUUCCGAUACAACUCGCCUCUGGUUCAAGUCAUCCUCAUCGGGCUAGUCUGUUUCUGUUGCCCGGGCAUGUACGGCGCCCUAUCCGGAAUGGGCGGCGGGGGGCAGGUAGACCCCACGGCGGCCAACAACGCCAACACCGCCCUCUACACCAUCUUCGCCGUCUUCGGCGUGCUCGGCGGCGGUAUCUAUAACAUCCUCGGCCCGCGGGCCACCCUCUUCGCCGGCUGCUCCACCUACGUCCCCUACGCCGGCUCGUUCCUGUACUAUAAUCACUACCAGCACCAGUCCUUCGCCAUCGUCGCCGGCGCGAUCCUCGGCGUCGGCGCCGGACUCCUCUGGGCCGGCCAAGGCGCGAUGAUGACGUCCUACCCGCCGCCCGAUCGAAAGGGCAUUUAUAUCUCUCUGUUCUGGAGCAUUUUCAAUUUGGGUGGUGUUAUCGGUGGAUUAAUCCCUUUCAUUCUGAAUUACAGCAGAGGCGAAAACGCCGCCUCCGUCAACGACGGCACUUAUAUCGGGUUCAUGGUUUUCAUGUCCAUAGGUACUGUUCUUACACUAGCCAUACUCCACCCGAGGAAGGUCGUCCGAGACGAUGGGUCCAGUUGCACUAACAUCAAGUACUCCAGCGUAUCAGUCGAAGCUGUUGAAAUCUUGAAAUUGUUUCUCAAUUGGAAGAUGCUUUUGAUGGUCCCCGCCGCCUGGGCUGGUAACUUCUUCUACAGCUACCAGUUUAAUAACGUGAAUGGUGCUUUGUUCGAUUUAAGAACUAGAGGGUUAAACAAUGUGUUCUACUGGGGUGCCCAGAUGAUUGGCUCUGUGAUGAUAGGGUACCUAAUGGACUUCAGUUUUAAGAGCAGAAGGAUGAGGGGACUUGUGGGGAUUGGAGUUGUUGCCUUGCUUGGGACUGGGAUCUGGGGUGGUGGACUUGCAAAUCAGCUCAGGUACUCUCGCAAUGAUAAGCCUACGAGGCUUGAUUUCAAGGACUCUGGGUCUGCUUUUGCGGGGCCAUUCGUCUUGUAUUUCUCAUAUGCAUUUCUGGAUGCCAUGUUCCAGAGCAUGAUUUACUGGGUCAUUGGAGCAUUAGCCGACGAUUCUGAGACCCUCAGCAGGUAUACCGGAUUCUAUAAGGGAGUGCAGAGUGCGGGGGCAGCAGUUUCUUGGCAAGUUGAUUCACACAAGGUGCCAUAUUUGAACCAGCUGAUUGCGAAUUGGGUAAUGACUACAGUGAGCUAUCCAUUGUUGGCGGCUCUCGUCCUGUUGGCGGUUAAAGAUGACCAUAAGGUUGAGGGAGAAGCGAAUUCCAAAGGGGCGGAUUUUUCACCCGCCAUUCCUGCUUCCUUAGAUGAGAAAUGAUGGUGGGCUUAGCAAGUCCACUUAAAGAAACCUAUUCUUUCUUCUCGUCUUUGAGUUCUCCCAUUUACCUGUAUUGUCGUUGAAAGUUGGAUUUUCAUAUAAACUGUAAAUGUAGCGCGUAAGAAAGCUCGCAGUGUAUCAAAGUGAUUGGAAAAUACAUGCUCGUUACUCUUGAAAUCUUUCUAACAAAUCUUCAAUUUAUAAGUUCUGUACUUCUGUUUCUAA
Rhododendron vialii is the source of this 1715-nucleotide messenger RNA. Its product is annotated as UNC93-like protein 1. The transcript is spliced from 3 exons. Bases 87 to 1490 code for a protein of 467 amino acids. The record is from RefSeq and is a predicted model, not a curated record. Lineage: Eukaryota; Viridiplantae; Streptophyta; Magnoliopsida; Ericales; Ericaceae.